AUAAUUAAUAAUAGGAACGAUGAGCGAGCGGAUCUAGUUUUCGUCAAAAUCAUCACAGAGUACAUCUGCCACGUCAGCUUGAUUGGUAUACUAUUUGGUCGCCCGUACUCAAGUCAACCUCGGCGGAGCGAUUAUGUCAGGAUCUUCACCGAGCUUGUGGUUGGCACCGAAUCCGAGCAAAAGAUGGGGAGAGCUCUUCUUCCUCUUCUACACUCCUUUUUGGCUCACUCUCUGUUUAGGCAUCGUUGUUCCUUACAAGCUUUACGAGACAUUCACGGAGUUGGAGUAUCUGCUUCUUGCCUUGGUUUCAGCUGUUCCUGCUUUCGUCAUACCGAUGUUACUCGUUGGAAAGGCUGACAGAAGUUUAUGUUGGAAGGACCGCUACUGGGUUAAGGCAAAUCUCUGGAUACUUAUGUUCAGCUAUGUGGGAAACUAUUUUUGGACUCACUAUUUCUUUAAAGUUCUUGGAGCAUCCUAUACUUUUCCAUCGUGGAAAAUGAAUAAUGUUCCUCACACAACAUUCUUCCUAACACAUGUUUGCUUCCUCUUUUACCACGUUGCAUCGAACAUUACACUUCGAAGGCUACGACAUUCCACUGCUGAUUUACCAGAUUCUCUGAAAUGGUGUUUUGAGACUGCAUGGAUACUGGCGCUUUCUUAUUUCAUUGCAUACUUGGAGACUAUUGCUAUUGCAAAUUUUCCUUACUACGAGUUUGUAGACCGAAGUGCCAUGUACAGAGUUGGGUGUUUGUUCUAUGCCAUUUACUUCAUAGUGAGCUUUCCAAUGUUCUUCAGGAUGGAUGAGAAAUCAAGUGAUGAAUGGGAUUUAUCUCGAGUGGGUGUUGAUGCUUUGGGUGCUGCUAUGUUGGUAACAAUAAUUCUUGAUCUAUGGCGUCUCUUCUUGGGACCUAUAGUUCCCUUACCGGAGGGACAAAACUGCCUUCAGUCUGGAUUACCAUGGUUCUCCAACUGAAAAUUGAAAGAUCUGUUACUUCCACCAAUUCAGGGAAAUGACAUUGAACUGAAAGAAAAACCGGCAAAAGAGUUUCCAUUAACACUUUACGGAAUUGUGAAGCAGUUAAUGCGAUUUUGGGCAUGUUCCUGAGGUUCUUCUUCUCCCAGAUGACUGCUGAUUUGUUGUUGUUUCUAUUUUGUUUUCAGUUUCUCUUUUAUCAACUUCCGAAUGAAACCUUUUAAGUUAU
Messenger RNA from Arabidopsis arenosa, 1202 nucleotides. The record is from the annotation of a GenBank genome assembly. NCBI's taxonomy places the organism in Eukaryota, Viridiplantae, Streptophyta, Magnoliopsida, Brassicales, Brassicaceae.